AUGCAAGAUGUUGAAAAAUAUGGAAAUGACUAUCACGAUGAUGAUGAUAGUAAGUAUAAAGACGAUGAAACAUGUCCCGAAUGCAAGGAUGAUGGAAUAAGAUGCGGAUUUGGAGAGAUAUUUUGUAUCGAAGCAAUGAGGUGUGUUACAGAAAAUGGAUAUUGUCCUUUACCAGACUGUGGCAGUUCACAAAAGGUUUGCUACAUUGAUGGUGGCUUCCAAUGCGCACCGUCCUGUCUUUAUGCAAAAUUUAUAAUAUCUAUGGAUGGCAAUUUCUUUGACAUUGUCGGAAGAAAUUACGAAAAUUACAAUAGCGUUAAGAAUACUCUGACACAACAGCUGGCUGCAGCACUUGGAGUAGAACAAAAUGAUAUCAUUGAGACUUAUCUGUGGAAUGGUAAAUAA
Molecule: messenger RNA, 405 nt
Organism: Ruditapes philippinarum (Manila clam)
Lineage: Eukaryota; Metazoa; Mollusca; Bivalvia; Venerida; Veneridae
Exons: 5
Coding region: 1-405 (134 amino acids)
Source: RefSeq, a predicted model, not a curated record